This is a messenger RNA of Acanthaster planci (crown-of-thorns starfish), 4192 nucleotides long. RefSeq lists its product as uncharacterized. Lineage: Eukaryota; Metazoa; Echinodermata; Asteroidea; Valvatida; Acanthasteridae. The record is from RefSeq and is a predicted model, not a curated record.
UCCAUUUAUGAUAUAUUCCUUGUGCAAAUUACAUGUACAUGUAUUCAUACGCAGACUCUUGACCAAUAGGAAUGAAGUAAACUGUCGCGUAUGCAAGUACCAGAGCGGGUUUUUUUAUGCAGCGGGAAUUAUCACUUCUUAGAGGGCCUUAUCAAAUGUUAAUACAUGUUCAAGUUCACGUUGUCGAAUAGGGAGACUGUCUGAGGUAUUUAUGAAUUAUCGCAUAACUGAAACUACAUUUUGUAUCGACGCACGCUUAAAACGCCUACGAAAAAAGGGUUUCCACAUAGAUGCUUCAGUCGUGGAGCACCGAAAUGUGACAUUUUCAACCAGGAAGUUCAAUGCAAACGAUUGGGGUUUUGGUUCACGCGCUGGUUCUCGCGCGAAUGCCUUUUCUUUAUAAUGGAGAUGAAUGCUUUUACCGUUGGUCUCCUGACAUAAAGACCAUAAUGGUGCGUGUGACGCACGCUGCCUGUAGUGCAGAUAAUAACAAGACGGUACAGAGCUGACAAUGACAUACGGCUGCUGACACAAAGUAAAGACUGGUUUCUUGGAUUCACUAGAAAUAUAGUUCUUGGGCAAUUCUGUUAGCGACGUUUGAGAUACCAAAAACUCAAGAGGGCGCUGCAAACGCGCAGUGCCGCUCAUUCCCACCUGUAAGUUUAUUUCAAAUGUCCUGCAGGCUCGGAAAGAAUUUACGUUCCCAGUUUGGAGAAUAAAUACCUGGGUGGUUGGGCGAGUUGUUAGGGUGGAGGAUUUCGUAUUCUAUUUUAAUCAAUAUAUACCAGUUAUCAGUUCCCUCGCCUGAGAAUUGAUUCACUUCUAAAUUUUGCUUACUGCUCCAGAGUCGAGGCAGUGUUGUUGAGCAACGUAAGUUUGCUCUUUCAACCAACAUCACUUGUCCAAAUUCUGUUCGAAUACUGUGGAUAAUAAAAGAUAGUCCCAAUUAUAUACUACUCAACAAAAGUUAAGGACCACUUUUUUCUUAACUUGUAAUUUCAGGAUGUGCAAUGAUGCAAGAAAGACUUUAUAUAGAUAGUUGGUGUGAACUUUUUUGUGAAAUACACCAGUUUCACGGUAAAAUCCAAAAAGGUAUAGUGUACGUCAAAAGGACAACCUUCUCGACACACUAAUGUUCCUAGCUGCAAGUCAUUUUGGAAACAUAAUUUGUCAUGGGGUUGUUGCAUUGUGGCGCCCCGCCAACCGCAACCGCCAAUUGAAAGGGCACCCUAUGUGUGAAUGGCAGUAUACUCGAGUGAAUGCAUCUACAAUAAAACAACCUUGCAAUGUUCAUGACAUUUGGCAUCACUGACGUCACAAUGAAUGUGCAAGCGACUACAUUCAUGUGAAAUGGCGGCCCUCCCCAUGAUGAUCAACCGCAUUCGUCGUGCUGUGUAAAAGAAGGAUAUUUAAUUUGGUUUUCCAGCCGUUUUAUAGAGUUCACAAGACACUUUCAAAACCUCUUUUGAGCGUCAGAACUGAAGCAUGAAUUUUUCAGCGAGUGAAGACUACCGUGGAGACGGUAGAGUUGUCCAACGCAUCUUAAUUAUGCAACACAUUGAUAAAGUUACCUUCCAACCUGGGGACGAGGUUCUGGACGUGGGCUGUGGAUCAGGAGAAGAGACCAAAACGAUAGCAACAAAGGUCAAAAGUGUAACAGGUAUCGAUUCUUCAGAAGCAAUGAUAGCUACGGCCCAAAACAGCAACUCAGCAUCCAAUAUCCGGUAUCUUGUCUGGGAUGCUAGAACCGUCGGCGACAACCAAGAAUGGCGAGACAGAUUUGAUAAAGUUGUGAGUUUCUUCGUGAUCCACUGGAUCCCGUCGGCAGAACAGCCUAAAGCGCUAGAGGGCAUCGUGGCCUGUUUGAAGACGGGAGGAGAGGGUCUGAUUCUUGUAGGCAUUGAUUGCAAGAAAGGCGACAUACUGGUGGACGCUUAUGCUCACUUUAAGAAACAUCCAAAGUGGGGUGUAUACAUAAAGGAUUACACGUGGCCAAUGUAUUUGUGGUGGCGACCCAUCCCAGACACCGUUGAACUACUGAAGAUGUAUGGUUGUACCAGCGUGCAUUGUGAAAUCGAAAGACGGGGUACAUCUGUGCCCGAGCUGCAAUUCAAAUUGACUGCUAAGACUCUACUUGGGUUUUUGAGUCUCAUACCGUCCGAGGAACAGGAGGCGUUCCUUGAGGAUGUGUAUCGUUGGGCGCUGUCAGACUUUGCCGACAAAACCCGGCCUGGACACGUAGUUUGCGCUGGUAAGUUUCUGGUUAUACACUUCCGCAAGUAAUGGAUGAACUUUACGUGCAACACUCAUCCAUGGAUACACCGGCAGCCAUCUUGUCGUAAGGAGGCACCGUUGUCAAGCCUUGGAGAUCUUUGAUGUGGAUGUUGACAGGGAAACUACAUUUAAUGCUGACAAAGCCGGAGUCAUCAAGCAUGGAGCAAAUAAUCGAGCAACAGAUAUAUAUGGAAAUAUUGAGAAAGUCUUAUUUACGAAAGAUGAGAUCAUUCAUUAUCCAAGAAAACUUAGUGACUAAAAAAACACCAUACUGCAUCAAUUGUUCCGAUCACAUGGCCCACCCGUUAUGAGAGGCCCAUGUCGCCCUGUCCUCCUCAGAAGCGAUCUGGGACCUGAUGAGAAGGCUUUCUCCAAGUGCUGUCCAAUCUCUGCACUUUGCUUGUUAGACAAAAGUUGUUGAAACUUUUCUCCUUUUCUCCCUCUCAUCACUGACCUGUUGCCCUGUUGGUGCAGGUAAGCCUGAAUCCCUAUUGUUUCUUGUACAUAGAUUCUUAUUAAACAUCUUGAUGUACUUUGCCCAGGUAAAUUGGUUUAUGGCACAUCAUGAUCAAAGAAUGAAUGCUCGGACGUUAAUCAUACUGUAACAUCCGCACUUUUUAAUUUUUUCAAUUCCUGUUGUAUAUUCCAUUUCUAUCGAGCCCAUUUAGAUAAUUCUUGUUUUUAUGGGAACGAUCAUUUAGUAGAGAUAUUUUUGUACUUUUUAUGCUUCACUAUCUUACUAUUAGGAAAGAAUUUUUGUGGAAUAGUUUAUUCGUGUUUUAGGAGUAUUUUACUGCAUCAAUGCUUUCUGUUGAGUAACUUGCGCAACUUGAUAAGCGUAUGUUUUUAUUGUUAUAUUCGUGUUCCCCUACUCGCCAACUUUUCGUCAUUGGUGCUUCAAGGAAAAUGAGGAUUCCAGAUCAGUCACUGGUUACGUAGGUCCACACAAUUUAGUCCAUUCAAGCCUUAUCACAAGCUAUAUAUGGUACCUAGCCAUAUGUUUGUUGCCAUGUGCAUGGAAGUAAGUGUUCCAUGUGUAAUUCUACCCUAAACUGACCUUGAGUAAGGCCAGCCACCUUUAACUAUUUAUACGUUGUUUAGCUUAUUCUACAUGUACUUGGCAUUGACCAGCUCGCCUAUGAUUGCCUAUGAAGUUUUAGCGAACUUUCCCUGAUAUUAUUUAGUGUAUUUUUUAAAAAGGUGUUCUGGGUGAACUUAUUAGUUAUGCGCUACGUAAUCAUAAUCUUGUUCAUUCCUUCGCAUGUCUUAUUAGUUUCAUUGUAUCUUAAUUUAAUUCCUGUUAUGUAGUUAAGAUUAUGUAUUAGUUUUGGUGUAACUAAACAAGACUGUUGAUCUUUAAUUAAUUAGGAGAAGCGAUCUGAGACCUGAUGCGAAGGCUGUCUCCAAGUGCUGUCUGCACUUUGCUUGUUAGACAAAAGUUGUUGAAACUUUUCUCCUUCUCAUAAUUGACCUGUGUCCUCUGUUGGUGCAGGGUACUUGCCCAUAGGUCAUGUCGCUUUGGGGAGCCGACCCGGUUCGUCUCUCUACCGUCUUCACUUAGACCCUUUCCCCAUCAUCAUGCUGGAUCUGUGAGUCUAUUGAUCUAACGAAGUACUACUAAGGACUUGGAGCUUCACCCAUGUCCACUGGUCAAGUUGGAUCAAGCAAGUUCAAGAUCACAGCUAAGCCUGAUUUUUUUUUAUUCUUGAUUGUAUAAGGGAUUGCGUUUUUUCUGUAUAAGUCAUUUGGUUCCUUUCCAGUUAUGGAUGGGAUUGCUUUGAAUCCUGUUUUCAAUUUAAAUGUAUCUUUUAAGUUGCCUGUCCAUCCAUUGUUGGUAUUUCUUGUAUAUCGCCAUGUAUUUUGGGUGAUUGUAUUUUGAAUGUAUUCUUGCAAUAAAAUUUUUUGAGGAUCAACAUAA